ACGAAGCUAGAAGGUGAUACAUAAGCACUCAGCAAUGAAUGCAUUGCAUCCAUAGCAGAAACAGCUCCGAAACUUCCUCGUCUUGGCGUUAGUACAGAUGAGAAAGCUCUCAUCAUGGCGGACGCCGAUUCGUUGUAUGACAUGAGUUCUGACUUGGAUAUGGAUCAAAGCGCCGUCGAUGCAGACGUAGAAGAUGAUGAAGUGUCUGGACAAAGUGCUGAAGCAGCAGCUCGUAAAAAGAGCAAGAAGAAGAAACGUAAGCAAAAGGACAUUGAAAGAUCCAGCGGAGAUUCUGAUAGCCAGGUGUUUGCUGAUGAGAAAGAACAUAGAAUUCCACGGAUUGAGGGCAAAAGUGAUCAAUCACAAUCAGGAAUUGAAGCUGAUUCGGAAGGAACAGAGUCCAAAAAUCAAGCCCCUCUUGACAAGGAUGACAAAGCUGUUACAAAAGAUGGUCAACCAGAGAAUUCCAAGCAUCAAUCUAUUGUAGCUGGUCUUCAGAAGAUUCAGUGGGCCAUGGAGUUACUCUCUAUGCCACAAGGUGCUCCAAAAAGUUUAGAAGAAGCAAACAAAAAGAAAUACCAGUUUUGGGAGACACAGCCUGUUCCUAAACUCUCGGAGAAAAUAGAUGAAAAUGUUAAUGAAUGUAUUGAAACUGACAAGCUCCCUGAUGACAUUCGUCAAGAAUCUUACUCUCUACCAGAUGGCUUUCAUUGGGAUACGUUAGAUAUCAACAAACCAGAUAUAUUGAAAGAGCUGUACAUCCUUUUAAGUGAGAAUUAUGUUGAAGAUGAUGAUAAUAUGUUCAGAUUUGAUUAUUCUCCUGAAUUUCUUCAAUGGGCAUUACAACCUCCUGGUUGGGUAAAGGAUUGGCAUUGUGGUGUACGAGUAACGAAGAAUGCUAAACUAGUAGGAUUUAUCAGUGCCGUGCCUGCGCACAUUAAAGUAUAUAAAAAAUUUAAAGAUAUGGUAGAAAUCAAUUUUUUGUGUGUACAUAAGAAACUUAGAUCAAAACGGGUGGCUCCUGUUUUAAUUCGGGAGAUAACGAGACGAGUCCAUCAACGUGAUUUGUUCCAGGCUGUUUACACUGCUGGUGUUGUUUUACCCAAACCCAUAGCUUGUAGCAGGUAUUGGCAUCGUUCUUUAAAUCCUCGGAAACUCAUUGAAGUACGAUUCUCUCACCUGGGACGCAAUAUGACAAUGCAGAGGACUCUAAAGUUUUAUAAACUACCUGACCAAACUAAAACUCAAGGUUUCCGAGAUUUAAGAGUAGAGGAUGUGGAAAAUGCCUAUCAGCUUGUAUUGAAGUAUCUCCAUAAAUUCGACCUAGCACCUAUAUUCAGUGAAAAGGAGUUCAGACACUGGUUUCUGCCACGUCCUGGAAUAGUAGACAGCUAUGUCGUUGAGAAUGAUGGUAAAAUUACUGACUUUGUCAGUUUCUACACUCUACCCUCCACCGUGAUGCAUCAUCCAGUCCACAAAACCCUCAAAGCAGCUUAUUCCUUCUACAAUGUCAGCACUCAGACGCCCUGGCUCGACCUUAUGCAAGACGCCCUUGUUGUAGCGAAAAAUAUGGGAUUUGAUGUUUUCAAUGCUUUGGACCUGAUGAACAACCGAGAAUUCUUAGAGAAAUUAAAGUUUGGCAUUGGUGAUGGCAAUCUACAAUAUUACCUGUACAACUGGAAAUGUACUCCCAUGGAGGCCCAUCAGGUUGGUUUGGUCCUC
Molecule: messenger RNA, 1722 nt
Organism: Octopus bimaculoides (California two-spot octopus)
Lineage: Eukaryota; Metazoa; Mollusca; Cephalopoda; Octopoda; Octopodidae
Product: glycylpeptide N-tetradecanoyltransferase 2
Biological process (GO): N-terminal peptidyl-glycine N-myristoylation
Cellular component (GO): cytoplasm
Molecular function (GO): glycylpeptide N-tetradecanoyltransferase activity
Source: RefSeq, a predicted model, not a curated record